Medicago truncatula (barrel medic) is the source of this 1914-nucleotide messenger RNA. RefSeq names its product serine/threonine-protein kinase RIPK. Gene Ontology annotation, biological process: protein phosphorylation. Gene Ontology annotation, molecular function: ATP binding; protein kinase activity. The transcript has 6 exons. The coding region runs from base 224 to 1390 and encodes 388 amino acids. The record is from RefSeq and is a predicted model, not a curated record. Lineage: Eukaryota; Viridiplantae; Streptophyta; Magnoliopsida; Fabales; Fabaceae.
UUUAAGAGAUUAACUUUCCGGUGGCUUACAAAGAAUUUGAGUGUUCACUAUAUAAAUAAAAUAAAAAUCAAUAUUCAUGCAUAUAUCGUACAACUCUAUAUUACCAUCUACAUUCAAGUGGUCUAGAAGUCAAGGAAUCUCAUACAAUUUCUCUAACAAGAUUGAAAAGGAGAAGCUUAAGGUACAUUACAAAGUUAUUGCACAUACACUAUACAAAUUCUAGAUGACUACUACUAAAAAGAUAACAUGGAAGUCUAUGAUCUUGAUCCUAAAUUGUUACAAGAGUAAAUACCCUUUGGAGGAAUCAGAGAAACAUGUUCUAAAACAAGGUUCUUUGCAAAGACUAUGUUUAUCAGAUAUAAGCAAUUCAAGUUCAAGUCAAGCUAUUGAAGAUCUUUCAGUUUCUUUUGCUGGUUCUAAACUUCAUGCAUUCACACUUGAGGAGCUAAAAGAAGCAACACAUAAUUUCUCAUGGAGUAAUAUGUUAGGUGAAGGUGGAUUUGGACCUGUUUAUAAGGGUUUUGUUGAUGAUAAACUUAGACAAGGGUUAAAGGCUCAAACUGUAGCUGUUAAAUGUUUGGACUUGGAUGGCUUGCAAGGUCAUAGAGAGUGGCUGGCAGAGAUUAUAUUUCUUGGACAACUAAGUCAUCCACAUCUUGUGAAGUUAAUUGGAUAUUGUUUUGAAGAUGAACACAGGCUUUUGGUGUAUGAAUACAUGCCAAGAGGUAGCUUGGAGAAUCAAUUAUUCAGAAGAUACUCUGCUACUAUGCCAUGGUCAACAAGGAUGAAAAUCGCAUUGGGAGCUGCUAAAGGCUUAGCAUUUCUUCAUGAAGCAGAUAAACCUGUAAUAUACAGAGAUUUCAAAGCUUCAAAUAUCUUACUAGACUCGGAUUAUACAGCUAAGUUAUCAGACUUUGGACUAGCUAAGGAUGGUCCUGAAGGAGAAGAGACACAUGUAACGACACGCGUAAUGGGAACACAUGGUUAUGCGGCUCCUGAGUACAUCAUGACAGGUCACCUCACAACAAAGAGUGAUGUGUAUAGCUAUGGAGUGGUUCUAUUAGAAUUGCUCACAGGAAGAAGGGUAGUGGAUAAGUCUUCAGAAUCAAGUAGAGGGAAAAACUUGGUGGAAUGGGCAAGACCAAUGUUGAGAGAUCAAAAGAAGCUGCACCGUAUUAUCGACCGUAGACUUGAAGGUCAAUAUCCUACCAAAGGAGCUUUGAAAGUUGCUAUGUUAGCUUUUAAAUGUUUGAGUCAUCACCCAAAUCCAAGACCCUUCAUGAGUGAUGUUGUUAAGGUUUUGGAACCACUUCAAGAUUUUGAUGAUGUUUUUAUAGGACCAUUUGUUUAUGUUGCUGUAAAUGAAAAUGGUGACAAAGAUACAAUAUAGUACACCUAAGUAACUUAGGUAAAUAUUAUAGCUUAUAAAAAAAAAAAAAAAAAGGGAAAAGGAAAAAAGGAAAACAAAAAAGUUGUGUUACAUAUAUUUUCCUAAGGGACAAGUUUGAUUUUCAAAAUCAUGAUGCAAGUAGUUAUACAUGUGUGACUCGUAUAAUCACUUCGUCUAUUUAUUAGAGUUGUUGGAUAGAGAUUAGACGAUUCAUAUUGUGAUUUUGACAAAUCAAUAAUUUAAAAUCUCGAUUGAUGGUUAUCAAGUCGAUGUUGGUAUGUCAUAGCCAAAAAAAAAUAUUAGAGCUGCAGCAAAUGUUUCAUAUGGAAUAAGUACUAUACUACCACAUGGAAACUCAAGUUUUCAAAAGUGGUAAAGGAUUGAUGAAGUACAAAGGCUUGAAGGAAGUGUUUGCACGGAUGUUAUUAUCAAUAGUAUUACUUAUGUUUGGAUGACUUCAAACUCUAGUCUAGAAUAUACAAACAACUCAUCAAAUUAUAAUAUAUUUGACAAAAUUAUUGUUG